GUGGAAAUGAAACCGAAGCAAGUAACAAAACUUUCUGAGAAAAACAAAGAAAAAAAGAUAUGGCAGCCUUGUUCAUAACCAGAAGUACCCUCUUUCGCUUCUCAAAGUCUCUCCCUCACGCCCCUUACCUCUCCCUCAAACCCUCUAGGGUCACCUUCGCUUCCUCUCCCAACUCCUCAGAGUGGAGAAAUGCGGCAGAUGGAACGAAAGACGCAAGACGCAAUUGGGCAUAUGAUUCUGCAGAGCCAAAGCGCAAGACAGAUGAUCAAGCGCAAGAAGCGAAAGACAGAGCCAAAGAAUACGCACAAGACGCGAAGGAGAAGACGAAGUACGCAGCGGGGUCAGUGAGGGAUAGUGCGGAGAGCGCGAAAGAGAAGGCGAAAGAGUAUGCGUACGAGACCAAAGAAAGUGCAAAGGACGCAGCGGGAACAGUGGCGGAGAAGGGUAAGGAGGGGGUGGAGAGGACGAAGCAGAAGACGGAGGAGGUGGCGGAAUCGACCGGAGAGACGCUUAAGAACGUGGGGGAGAAGGCGAAGCAGGGCGUGCAAGGGGCGUGGGACGCGGCGAAGGACACCACACACAAGAUUAAGGAAACCUUGGUUGGGAAGGAUGAUGAUGAUAAUGAUGGUCAUGGUCAUGGUGAUGGUGUUCUGAAGGAUGAUGACGAUGAUGUUGCAGGGUUGAAGAGAAGAGUUGGGAAGAGUUAUGGUGAAAAGGGCUAUUAUUAGAGAUUGAAUGGCUUACUUUAAGUCCGCCGAGAAAUGCAUGCGAAGAAGGAAUAGGAGACAGAAGAGCUGUUAGAACACAUGAUUCUGCAGAGACAAGACACGCAUGGCAGACGAAAUGUCCGAGAGCAACAAAAGAUGCUACAGAAUCAAUGUCUCAGUUUAUAGUCUUCACUUCUCAAUCUUAAGUGUGUGUUUCGAAGGAAAUUUUUGGGGAAGAACUUCUUUUUGGCGGCCCACGAAGCCAAUUGAUUCCAUAAUUCCUUAUCUAAUCCGUGUUUAUACGUUAUCAGACUUUAAAAACGAAAAGUUAACUAACUGUAUAUAGAAAA
Molecule: messenger RNA, 1057 nt
Organism: Vigna angularis (adzuki bean)
Lineage: Eukaryota; Viridiplantae; Streptophyta; Magnoliopsida; Fabales; Fabaceae
Product: late embryogenesis abundant protein 2
Exons: 3
Coding region: 60-728 (222 amino acids)
Source: RefSeq, a predicted model, not a curated record